AUGAAUAGCCUGGCCACGCCCCCCGUCCCUCCUCACUUCCAUGAACAUUCUCGUCUCUCUCCUAAUAGAGCAAUGUCUGCCUCGGGUCCCUCCCGCAAACGAAAAGCCUCCCCUUCUCCCGACCGAGAUGAUGAAAUGUCAACAUCACCGUUCCUAUCGAACGCCCGACUCCCUACUGUCUCUACACCAAGUUCACGAAAACGAGCUCGGCCAAAUCUGGUUGGGAGGCCGUUAUCAGUGGAAAGACUCCUUGAAACGCUGGACAAGGAUUCUCUAACAUCUGUGCUGAAGACUCUUUGCGAGAGACACCCAAGUCUUCGAGAUGAAGUUGUUCAAAUCAGCCCUCGACCCAGCAUUCAGAGUACUCUACAAGUAUUGCGUCAAUACUAUACACGACUGAUGGACUCUUUCCCUCUUGGGCCCAAUCCCCGUUCCGAUUAUUCCUACGAUCGUGUCCGGCCCCAAUGGCAUGAACUGCUUGAUGCCCUGACAGAUUUCACCCCUCACUUCUUGCCGCCAAACGAAAACCAGUCAUCGACGUCGCUAGAGUAUCUGAACGAUGUUACGCAAAUCAUCCAUGAUCUCCCGGAAUGGGACAAUCCCCAGCACAAUCUUGCCAAACAAAACGCCUACGAGGAGAUCUCAAAAGCAUGGGCUAGUGUCGUCAAAGAGGCCAGCAAAAGAGGCGGAGGAUACCAACUGCAGUUCAACGGCUGGGAAGAGAAACUGCGAGCGCACAAUGAGAAGAGCGGCGGCCGGCUAAGGGAAGCCUAUGAUGAGUUGAUGCAGGCGUUGGGCUGGCUCAGACAGGGUAACCAACCAUCACAACAACAACAAAGCAUCCGGCAACAACUGUUCUCCAACACUUAUGGUAUGGAGCAGCCAAUGAUUCGAACAGGCAAUUGGUAA
This is a messenger RNA of Fonsecaea multimorphosa CBS 102226, 909 nucleotides long. RefSeq lists its product as uncharacterized. NCBI's taxonomy places the organism in Eukaryota, Fungi, Ascomycota, Eurotiomycetes, Chaetothyriales, Herpotrichiellaceae. Gene Ontology annotation, biological process: nuclear protein quality control by the ubiquitin-proteasome system; proteasome localization. Gene Ontology annotation, cellular component: nucleus. The record is from RefSeq and is a predicted model, not a curated record. The transcript has 2 exons. Bases 1 to 909 code for a protein of 302 amino acids.